Abrus precatorius (Indian licorice) is the source of this 1050-nucleotide messenger RNA. RefSeq names its product probable pectinesterase 67. Gene Ontology annotation, molecular function: pectinesterase activity. The transcript has 5 exons. The record is from RefSeq and is a predicted model, not a curated record. NCBI's taxonomy places the organism in Eukaryota, Viridiplantae, Streptophyta, Magnoliopsida, Fabales, Fabaceae. Gene Ontology annotation, biological process: cell wall modification. Bases 1 to 1050 code for a protein of 349 amino acids.
AUGGAUUAUCCAUCGUGGUCCUCUUUGCAUGCUUCAACAUUCAUCAUAGUGGCAAUUCCCAUUUUCUUAUUGUUUUGCAUGCCAUUUUGUGCUCAUGCCCUUGAUGCACAAACGGUCGCUGACUCUCCUUUGUUAACACAAAAGUUGGGAAUUAAUCGCACUAUCAAAGUAGAUAUCAAUGGUGAUGGAGAGUUCGCAUCUAUACAAGCUGCCAUUGAUUCCAUUCCCGAAGGAAAUUCUAAUUGGAUCAUCGUCCAUGUUAGGAAAGGAGUAUACAGAGAAAAGGUGCACAUACCAAAGACUAAGCCCUUUAUAUUCUUGAGAGGGAAUGGAAGAGGAAAAACUGCCAUAGUUUGGUCUCAAAGCUCUUCUGACAACAAGGCUUCUGCUACCUUCAAAGCCGAAGCCUCUGACUUCAUUGCCUUUGGAAUAAGCAUCAAGAACGAGGCACCUACAGGGGUUGCCUAUACCUCGCAGAAUCAAUCGGUGGCAGCUUUUGUGGCAGCAGACAAAGUGGCAUUUUAUCACUGUGCAUUUUACAGUACUCAUAACACACUCUUCGAUUACAAGGGUAGACAUUACUAUGAGUCCUGCUACAUUCAAGGCUCAAUUGAUUUCAUAUUUGGACGUGGAAGAUCGGUCUUCCAUAGCUGUGAGAUAUUUGUGAUUGAUGACAAAAGGAUAAGCAUUCAUGGGUCAGUCACAGCUCAAAACAGGGAAAGCGAACCUGAGAUUAGUGGCUUUAUUUUUAUCAAAGGCAAGGUUUAUGGGGUUGGUGGGGUGUACUUAGGAAGGGCCAAGGGUCCUUAUUCUAGGGUCAUUUUUGCCCAGACAUAUCUCUCCAAGACCAUUGUCCCGGAGGGGUGGACCAAUUGGAGCUAUGCUGGUAGCACACAAAAUCUUUACCAUGCUGAGUACAAGUGCCAUGGACCUGGAGCCAUUACGGAGGGACGCGCUUCUUGGUCAAGGCAGCUAUCAGACGAGGAAGCUGCACCCUUUUUAUCUAUUGAUUACAUUGAUGGCAAGAAUUGGUUGCCAGUAUGGCUAUGA